Molecule: messenger RNA, 498 nt
Organism: Colletotrichum karsti
Lineage: Eukaryota; Fungi; Ascomycota; Sordariomycetes; Glomerellales; Glomerellaceae
Exons: 2
Coding region: 1-498 (165 amino acids)
Source: RefSeq, a predicted model, not a curated record
AUGUAUGGAAUCGACGCUGAUUUUACCAUUUCGGUAAUUGGAGGCCUGCAACAAGAGGAGGACGAGUGCGACUCCGCCAUCCAGCGUCAACAAAACGACGAUGCCUAUCAUAAGACUCAACUCGACGAGUUCAUGAAGUAUUACGAUAUCCUGUUCGGUAGCCUAGGACACGAUGUCGAUAGCUUUCAGAAGACCUGGUGGGCAGUCGUGAGUGAGAUUCUCCCGCUUUUGCCACUGGUACCGGAUAGGGACUGCCAGUGCUGUUCCCAGGCCUAUUGGUUUGCACGAUCAGACUCCUGGAUCAGGGAGAGGGCGGACCUAGCCGCGAAAGCCGAUCAAGAAAGGGCUGAGGAACACGUGGAAAUACUGCGGAAGCUCGGAUAUGAGGAUUUUGAAGAUUUCAAGGACGUCAUUACGGACCAUUUCGAGAAGAGUAUUUUGGGGAUUCUCCGUAAUGACUUCAGGUUGAUGGAGAAGAAUAAAGAGGUCGACAAGUAA